Molecule: messenger RNA, 696 nt
Organism: Neoarthrinium moseri
Lineage: Eukaryota; Fungi; Ascomycota; Sordariomycetes; Amphisphaeriales; Apiosporaceae
Exons: 1
Coding region: 1-696 (231 amino acids)
Source: RefSeq, a predicted model, not a curated record
AUGAAGUACAUCCAAAUCCUCACCUUCUCAGUCCUCGCCCUUGCGGCGGGCGUCACCCAAGCGCAGAACUCGACCUCGCCCGCGGACAAGACAACGAGCAACAGCAACCCACGGAUCACAACAACGACAACAACCAUCGACUGCGACGCGGCCUGGAACUCGCUGGAGCGCGACCUGCCAACGCCGCCGUCAGACAUCUCAAGCGCCUGGGCCGCGGCGCACACGACGACGGCCGGGCAGUACCGGUUCUUCACGGCGCUGGGCGAGAUCUGCGGCUUCGGGCAGACGGCGGUGCCGGCCGGCCAGCAGGCGGGCUACUCGGCCUUCAACCGGGCCUACUACUCGUGGUACUCGGCGUCGCGGUCGCCCUGGGCGGCCCUGGUCACGCACUGCCCCAGCACGGCCGCCUACGGGUCGGUCGACGAGCAGACGAGCGAGCUCGGCGCCGUGCUGACGGCCUACUCGAGCUUCGCGGCCCAGGGGUGUGGUGGCAGCGGCGGCGCCACCGGUGGUGCUGCGGCCUCGGCCUCGGCCACGGCUACAGCUGCCGCCACGGGGGUCUCGGCGUCCGAAUACCUGAGUGCUUCGGCGACGGCGGGGAGCGCCACGGCUCGGAAUGUUGCGCCGAGGGAGACGAUGGCUGGAGCGGCUGCAGCUGCCAUUAUUGGCCUCGGAGGAGUUCUUAUAGCUCUGUAA